CUGUGUUUGCAGUCCUACUUGCUAGUGGUACUGCUCGCUAUUCCCUCCACUGGGUUCCUUUUUUUCCCCGCGCGGACUCCGAACCAUGGGCAGAAAGUAAUACACCGCAUGACCGCACCUGCCAACCCAAUAAUGCACAUCUCCUUCAGCUCUUCGGCAGCAACAGCCUCAGAUGUGGAAGCUUUAAACUCUGAAAGGUUUGACAGCCUCGUUAAGGAACUCCUCGCAGCCUCUGACCUUCCCGCCCUCGCUCUCAGCAAAGCCGACGCCUUCGACUACCACUUUAUGAGCCAUUUGAUGCAACGGUUGCAGGCUUCCACGGACGAUGAAGAAAUUGCGGCCUUGAACAAGGUUGGGGAGGCCGUCAAUUUCGCCAUGCAGCAGCGACUUGCGAAGGCCGACUUCAUCUUGAGGGGCAUCUUGAAGAGUGGGGACCUGAAGGUGAUGGAGGCGAAGAUGCGCAAACACCUGCGCGCCAACGAGUUGGACACGGCCUUCGACGUGAUCCUCAACUACAACGCCCAGCAAGCCCGCGAGCACGAGGGAAACGAAGCCGCCGCAAACAUCCUACAGCACUUGGCCACGCUUCUGGGCGAAGAAAGGGAUAAGAAGCUUCCUCCCCCCACGCGGCUCUUGCGCAUGCUCUUGCGCAGCACCGACGAAGCGGAGCGACAAGGCAUGCUCUUGGAGAAACUCCUGCUGGCGAGGCGGCCCGCGCGUCCGCGACGGGAGGAAGUGGCAGAGGGGGAAGGGGAGGAGGGAGAGGAGGAAUGGACCUGGGGUCCCCCGGAGGUGGCGCCGGAGGAUCUGCGACAGGCGUUGAGGGACUUCCUGGAGGAGGUCCAGGCGUUCGAGGAGGAGGUGGAGGCGGAGGUUGUGGACCGAGCCAAGGGGCUCGAGCGGGAGAUAUCGAUAGUGGUGCAGGCGUGUGGGUAAGGGCGGGGGGCACGGAGGGGGUGCAAGUAACCAGUAACGCCGGGCAGAAGGGUCCUUUCGAAGAAGAACGAGGGCGCCACGGAGCGGUCCGAUCACAGAGGAUCUCUUUUCCUUUCUAUCCACAGAGGCAAUUCCUAGACCGCGCACCAGAA
This is a messenger RNA of Nannochloropsis gaditana CCMP526, 1088 nucleotides long. RefSeq lists its product as uncharacterized. The transcript is spliced from 3 exons. The record is from RefSeq and is a predicted model, not a curated record.